AUGAUUGUGGACUUCAGGAAGAGCACUGUCCCCCCGCCCCCACCCUCCGUGAUGGACUCCCCCAUCACCUCUGUGGAGUCCUUCCGUUUCCUGGGCACCACCAUCACCCAGGACCUCAAGUGGGAGCCGACCAUCAGCUCCCUCAUCAAGAAGGCCCAGCAGAGGAUGUACUUCCUGCGGCAGCUCAGGAAAGCCAAGCUGCCUGCACAGAUGUUGGUGCAGUUCUACACGGCCAUCAUCGAGUCCAUCCUCACCUCCUCCAUCACCGUGUGGUUUGCUGGAGCCACAGUCAGGGACAAACAGAGACUACAGCGCAUUGUGCGCUCUGCAGAGGAAGUGAUCGGCCGCAGCCUUCCAUCGCUGCAGGACCUACAUGACGCGUUCACUUGCCUCAUCUCCGCGUUGGUGUUUGGGUCUGGAGUCUUGGCUCCAGCAGGAGGCCAGUUCCUGUGCUCCUCAGAGUCCCAGCAGGAGGCCAGUCCCUGUGCUCCUCAGAGUCCCAGCAGGAGGCCAGUCCCUGUGCUCCUCAGAGUCCCAGCAGGAGGCCAGUCCCUGUGCUCCUCAGAGUCCCAGCAGGAGGCCAGUCCCUGUGCUCCUCAGAGUCCCCGCAGGAGUGGGGAAGAUGUUUUUGAUGAAAACGCGGACGAAUUGAACUUACAAAGCAGAGAGUGGUCCGCCAACAUGAAGAGGAGAGUCCGGGAUGGAUAUGUGGACGGCAUUGAUGCAGGAGAAGACGGCGCCCUUCAGUCUGGCUUUAAUCUUGGAUUUAGGGAAGGAGCAGCACAAACUGUUCUCGUCGGCCGACUCAAAGGAAUUGUCACUGCAAUAUGGUGCUGGUGCCAGGGCCAGCAUCCAGAAAACCCUGCAAAACAAAUGGUGUACGACCUCCUGCGUCAAGUGACACAACACGAAGAAUCACUUCUGGAAGACAUGAAACGGACUUUAGAAAACCCUCCACCCAGUGUGAGUGACGUCGCGGAGGCCAUGGAGGACCUGAGUGCAGAGCCAGCAGGAGGAGGCUGUUGCGGAGAGCGAUGUGAUAACAAGGACUGCUGUAAAGGAGGAGACAAAAUGCAAACAGACUUCUCACUGAAGCCACACGCGGUUUCAGACUCUUCCCACUCUGACAAUAAACUCUCAGUGUUGCUUCAGCGAGUCAAGCUUAGAGGGGCCUCGCCAUUCUCUCUCAAACCCAGGUAUGAUUCUGAUGUUCUCUAUGGGGCUAUAGCUGGAACUUGA
This is a messenger RNA of Knipowitschia caucasica, 1239 nucleotides long. NCBI's taxonomy places the organism in Eukaryota, Metazoa, Chordata, Actinopteri, Gobiiformes, Gobiidae. The record is from the annotation of a GenBank genome assembly.